CAAACAAACCCAAAACAAAACUAUGUGAGCAGCGGUGGUUGGGCUUUAAGUUAAGCGCAAGCGUGAAGGCAGCCCAUAAUACUUGGUGGAUGCAGCAAAGCCGUUCACUGUGCAAAAAUCCCAAACCAGUUCAGAUGUUGCUGUUUCAUCCAUUUGCAGGUCUAUGGAAAUGCAGGAUCUAGCCAGCCCUCAUAGUCGACUAAGUGGUAGUAGUGAAUCUCCCAAUGGUCCAAAACUUGAUAAUUCUCACAUAAAUAAUAAUUCCAUGACACCCAAUGGCACAGAAGGUGACAUGACUCUGCUCAGCACUGCAGACUGGUUGUUAAAUACUAAUACACAGACCACUGCAGGUUUGUGUAGUAACGUUAAAACAGAGCCAAUGAGCAGCAGUGAGAUUGCUACUACAACAGCAGACGGGUCUUUAGACAAUUUUUCAGGAUCAGCAAUUGGAAGCAGUGGCUUCAGCCCAAGACAAACUCACCAGUUUUCCCCACCACAGAUAUACCCGUCCAACAGACCAUACCCGCAUAUUCUUCCUACUCCUUCUUCACAAACGAUGGCUGCAUAUGGGCAGACACAGUUUACCACAGGGAUGCAACAAGCCACAGGUUAUUCAACGUACCCACAGCCUGGUCAGCCCUAUGGAAUCCCAUCAUAUGGUGCAUUGUGGGCAGGCAUCAAGACAGAAGGUGGAUUAUCACAAACACAAUCACCUGGACAGACAGGCUUUCUGAGCUACGGUGCAAGUUUUAGCACUCCCCAGCCAGGACAGGCUCCAUACAGUUACCAGAUGCAAGGAAGCAGUUUCACUACAUCAUCUGGAAUAUAUGCUGGAAACAAUUCACUUACAAAUUCUACGGGAUUUAACAGUUCGCAACAGGAGUAUCCUUCUUACCCCAGCUUUGGCCAAGGUCAAUACCCACAGUAUUAUAACAGUUCUCCAUAUCCUUCGCAUUAUAUGACAAGCAGCAACACCAGUCCAACAACCCCUUCUUCCAAUGCGACAUACCAGCUUCAAGAACCACCAUCUGGCAUCACUAGUCAAGCAGUUGCAGAUCCUACAGCAGCAGAGUACAGUACAAUCCACAGCCCAGCAACACCCAUCAAAGAUUCUGAUGCAGAAAGGUUGCGUCGCAGCUCAGAUGGCAAAUCACGUGGUCGAGGCAGAAGGAAUAAUAAUCCUUCACCACCGCCUGACUCCGACCUAGAGAGAGUAUUCAUUUGGGAUUUGGAUGAGACAAUCAUCAUUUUCCAUUCCUUGCUUACAGGAUCCUAUGCUAACAGAUAUGGGAGAGACCCCCCUACUUCUGUUUCCUUGGGACUGAGGAUGGAGGAGAUGAUUUUCAACUUGGCAGACACACAUCUAUUCUUUAAUGAUUUAGAAGAAUGUGACCAAGUUCAUAUUGAUGAUGUUUCAUCAGAUGACAAUGGCCAGGACUUAAGCACCUAUAACUUCGGAACAGAUGGCUUCCCUGCAGCAGCUACCAGCGCUAAUUUAUGCUUAGCAACGGGUGUGCGUGGAGGAGUGGACUGGAUGAGAAAACUGGCCUUUCGAUACAGACGAGUAAAAGAAAUCUACAACACCUACAAAAAUAAUGUUGGAGGUCUUCUGGGUCCAGCAAAGAGAGAAGCAUGGUUGCAGCUUAGAGCAGAAAUUGAAGCUCUUACAGAUUCUUGGUUAACACUUGCACUAAAAGCACUCACAUUAAUUCACUCUAGGACAAAUUGUGUGAAUAUUCUAGUGACGACUACUCAGCUUAUUCCAGCUCUUGCAAAAGUCUUGCUAUAUGGCUUAGGUGUAGUAUUUCCAAUAGAAAAUAUUUACAGUGCAACUAAAAUAGGAAAAGAAAGCUGUUUUGAGCGCAUAAUUCAAAGAUUUGGAAGAAAAGUAGUAUAUGUUGUUAUAGGAGAUGGUGUGGAAGAAGAACAAGGAUCAAAGAAGCAUGCCAUGCCAUUCUGGAGGAUCACAAGUCACUCUGACCUUAUGGCCCUUCAUCAUGCCUUGGAACUGGAGUACUUAUAGUAGCACUUUGUAACCCCAGAACUUCCCUUGCGCCCAUGGACAGUGUGCCUGCAACUUGUGUCAUUGCUGGGCUACAGAAAUUUGUGAUUUCAUCAUGUUGAUGUACAGCUGCAACUGGUCUCAACCUUUGCCCUAGCAGUAAAUGGAGGAGCAUGUCUCUCGUCUUCAGAAACAGCUGUUGAUUCUAGUACUGUGAAUCUAAUGAAAACAAGCCAUGAUGAGAAUGUUUAACAGUGUGUCCUUAUCACAUUCACCACAUUGAAAGGUUCGUACCUGUGAAGAGACUGGGAAGUGCUUUGUGGUUUCUAGAAUCUUCAUUGUGGCGCACAUACACCUUCUUAAAUACAACAAACUUGAUUGCACAACAAAGACUGAGCUUUUUCUUUUUAAGAAUCCCAUGCGUACAUUUCUUGAAAAGGUUUACUCCCCCCCCCCUUUCUCUCUCCCUCUUUUAGUUUCUCAGACCCAGGGUACUCUGUAAAUCUUUACUUAUUUAUGAACAGACUCUGUUUUGGCACCAUCACCUAAAUGUGGAAAUGUAUGAUAAAUGAAAGGCUGUAAUGAGUGUUUGCCUUCUGAUAACAAAUUGAUUUUGAAUUUUAGCACAUUGCAAAGUAGUUUAAAGUAUGUCUAAUUUAAGCAAAUAGGUACAUCACUGAGACAAUCGUGUACAGGAAGAAUGUUUUGGUGUAAAUUUGUAAUGAAUGGAUGACGUUUUACAUAUUGUUUAGGCAAAUACUAUUGAAAGGUAGUAAUGGCUUUUUGGUGAAGUAUGAGGCAGUGUAUGCACAAACUAUUGUGCUGUGCCUUAUGAAAGUAUUGUGUAUAAAUAUGUAGAUAAUUGAUAUUUUUUUUUAGAUCAAUUUGUCAAGACCAAAAGCAUGGAUGUCAAGUGUCAAUAAGGAAUCACUUUUUAUUCUUUCUGUUCUUCUGGUUUUUUCAUUGGCAAAUCUAUAAUAGCUAAACAUACCUCCCCUACUUGCACCAUGCCCAUCACGGGCUUCUUGUUUACAUUUUGUACUUGCCUAUAAGUGCAAAAUAUAUGGGCCUCACAUCAGGUUAGAAUGGUUUACGUGUUUAAAUUGCCAGUUUUCUUGACAAAAUACCUAUGUAUGAUGAAGGCUUGAUCUGGCUCUGUUUCAGUGUGUUUUGCCAAAAGAAGCAGCAAUUUAAAUACACAUGUGUACUCUCAACUGAUGUCAUUUUUUGCUCAGGUAUUAUACCUGAGUACAUAUGUUAUAGUCUUGAAGUGAUCUCUUUCGUUUAAUUGGCUUUACUGCUAAACACUGAAUGUGGGAGAAGUAAAUAAUCUAUCUGUUGAUUUCCCUCCCCCCCAAAAAAGGUAGAGGACUGGGUUAUUUUUAAAAGUAUGUCAUGUAACAUAUCUUGACUUAUAGAAAAAUUGGAACAAAGUGUUCAUGCACUGAAAAACUAAAACUGAAUGCAACCACUUUAUUUUCAAGUGCAAAGGGAGAGGUCUUUCUGAGAUCUAGUGAGUACAUACUAAAUGAACUAUGGAUCAUCAGAAACCUAUUGCCGUCUCGGUCCCUUUCUUCUCAAAAAAGUAAUAAAUUUCUUGCUUGAAUAUUUUUUAAUGCUUUAAACCUCACACAGAUCUGUUGAAAAACAGGCAGAAUGUAAUGACAGUUCUAGUUUCACAAUGAGCAGCUGUCAAGCAAGCUGAUGUAACACUGUGAUAACCUAGUAAAAUAUCAGGUGGAUGGGGCAAAGCAUGGCUGUGAGUGUUGGUUUGCAUUAGCUGUUGAAACAGUUCAUGCCCCCAGCCUCUCCUACCUUUAUUGUGAGAGUACCCCCCCAAA
Messenger RNA from Lacerta agilis (Sand lizard), 3843 nucleotides. RefSeq names its product EYA transcriptional coactivator and phosphatase 1 (gene EYA1). Gene Ontology annotation, cellular component: nucleus. The record is from RefSeq and is a predicted model, not a curated record. Gene Ontology annotation, molecular function: protein tyrosine phosphatase activity. NCBI's taxonomy places the organism in Eukaryota, Metazoa, Chordata, Lepidosauria, Squamata, Lacertidae. Bases 164 to 2023 code for a protein of 619 amino acids. The transcript has 19 exons. Gene Ontology annotation, biological process: positive regulation of DNA repair; negative regulation of extrinsic apoptotic signaling pathway in absence of ligand; multicellular organism development.